Sinocyclocheilus anshuiensis is the source of this 3288-nucleotide messenger RNA. RefSeq names its product male-specific lethal 1 homolog. Bases 657 to 1907 code for a protein of 416 amino acids. The record is from RefSeq and is a predicted model, not a curated record. Gene Ontology annotation, molecular function: chromatin binding. The transcript is spliced from 9 exons. NCBI's taxonomy places the organism in Eukaryota, Metazoa, Chordata, Actinopteri, Cypriniformes, Cyprinidae. Gene Ontology annotation, cellular component: MSL complex.
CAACUAGCGUUCCCAUACCAGAACUAUCCUGACCAGUUUACCUAUGUUAAAUUAACUGUACUCAGUUUUAGUGCAUAGAAAAUUUUAUACGGACACUGCCUUUUAAUAUCGCUGGAAAGACCCAUCAUUCUGAAUGUAAACACGUCCUGACAUGGCGCAUGCGCACUGCGUCAAACGUACUCGUAUGUUGGGACAUUGUGCAGUUUCAAGCCUGAAAAUGGGGGACAAACAGCAAUAAAAGUAAAGUAGAAGGCUUAUUUAACACGCGUUUCUUCGGAUCAUUAGGAUUUUACCGUGGGCGAACCAGCAACUACACACACCAUUGUUGAUAUCAACUCUAUAGGAGCCAUGGUUCAUAGGGUAGAGGCUUUUGUUCGCCAUGAAUAUGUGACCCAAAUGCUUUUCUAAAGUGGGAUUGUACUCAAACAACUGUGACUUAAGCCCAUCUCAAACAAGACACCCAGUUAGUGUCCGAAGAGAGAUUGGAGAUCCUUUUGGUGACUCUCCUGACAGGACCAGACAACAUCCGAUCUUGGACAAGACUGGGUGGGAAAGCUGAACGGACUUCAUUGCCUUUAAAGCUUGGCAGAGUGUUGGCUGUCGCUUCAGAGGCUGGCUCUGUGGGCACAGAAACACUGUCAUCUCAAGCUAAACAAAUGGGGGGUGAAGGCACCCCUGUAAAAAGUAAAACUCCUCUUGGACAGACCAACACCAUUGAUAACAAGCCAGAGUUUGUAUCCAUGAAUUCACAUAGUAAUUCUAGAGACCCUGUGGGUGAGAAAAGUGCCAAAGGGUUAGAGACUAUGGGGGUGUCUAAUGAACACUCAGAGGGCAAAAGGACGAAUAUGAGGAAAAUCACCAGUCAUCCUCACGCACAAGCCACUUGCCUGAAACAACUGCUUCUGCUUCAGCUGGACUUGAUAGAGCAACAACAGCAACAGCUGCAGUCUAAGGACAAGGAAAUAGAUGAACUCAAAUCAGACAGAGACACGUUGCUUGCCCGUAUUGAGCGGAUGGAGCGCCGUUUGCAGUUGUUAAGUAAGGAACCACGUGACAAGAGGCUCUUCCAGCCACUAGAAAGAUGGGUUCCUGAAACAGAUGACUUUUGGGAAUCACAUUUGGGUGACAGCUCUCAAACUCAGGCAUCUAAGUCAAGUGGCAAAGUGCAAAAGAGGAAGUUCAACUUGUUAGAUGCAAAGAAUCAGAGGUCAAGGGGUAAGACCUCAAAAAUGAUCCCCCAAAAAUUAGAGACAGGAGGGACAUCACCAUGUCAGCGUGACCUACGAAACAAGGAGACCCCAGAGAAGACAAAUGUUGUGAAGUCAUCUGGGCAAAUGGACCCGCAGCAGGAGGGAGAAGACAGCAAAGAAACGGAAGAUCUUCCGUUCAUGACAACAACUGAGAUGUACCUAUGCUGCUGGCAGCAACCUCCAGCCUCUCCAUUACGGGAAGAGUCUCCAAAGAAGGAAGAGGAUGUUGCAAUCCCAUCAUGGAGGGAAAACACCAUGGAACCCCUUCAGGAGGAAGAUGCUGUUGACAUCCCUGAAAGUCUUGAUGACAGUGUUUUUCUGAAGCGCCACGCAAAGUUAGAACUGGAUGAGAAGAGACGAAAAAGAUGGGACAUUCAGAGAAUACGUGAACAGCGUAUGCUUCAAAGACUGCAGCAGCGCAUGGAGAAGAAAAAGACAAAUGUUCAGGAGAGCGAGCCAGAAUUGUCCUCGUUUUAUCCUGAUGUGGACAAUGUGGAGGCCAUCAUGGUAACACCCUUUCUGCCAGUAGUGGCAUUUGGUCGGCCUUUGCCCAGUUUGCCUCAACAAAACUUUGAGCUGCCCUGGCUUGACGAAAGAAGUCGAUGUCGCAUUGAAAACCAGAAGAAACAAACUCCCCACAGGACCUGUCGGAAAUGAGUUGCACAUAUUCUUGCUAUGUGUCCGAGUUGAGCACCACACAAAGGAAUACUACUUCAUGUCCUGUGCCAGAACAUGGGGUUGAAGGAAGCAAAGCAGGGUUUGUUCAGUCAGGUGACAGAAUAUUAUCUCAUCAUAACAGUUUUGUGUCCACCUGCCUUCUGCUCGCACAGAGACUGUUUAGGCGAGAAAGAAAUGGCAGCAUUGCAGCUGUGUAUUCAUUUUAUUGUGCCCUGAUAAUAAAGCACUAACUGCCCGGCUAACUGCUACUUUAGUUCCCUCACAGUCAGUGUGUGGCCUUGAUUAAAUCCUUUUCUUGUAGUCCUGUUCUGUGUACUUUUACUGAGGCUAAGUGAUAUUGAUUAUUGCAGGCUCCACUGCAAAUACUGUUUUAAUGUGCACUAAACUGUGGUUAUGGAGUACUGCUGCACAUUUGCAUGUAAUGCCUCAAUAUUUGUGUUGAGAAUGACUUUAAAGAGCUUGUUUUGUUUUUGCAAAUGUAAUUGUGCAUGAAUGUCUUGCUAAAUCUUAUGCCUAAAAAUGUACAUAUUUUUGUAAGCAUAGUGUAGUUGUUUAGAGGGAAAGAAAUUGUCAGGAUUAGAGUAAGGAUGCUAAAAUGUGUAGAUGAAUGCCCCGAUGUAAAAGAGUAAGUAUGGAUUGUGUGUAUGGCCAUUCUAGUGUCUCUGAAAAUGUUCAGCAUCCCAUGCAGGUUUAAAGACAAUGCCCUUAACGUUAUUUUUGGAUCAGUUAGUUGGUCUGUUGAUGUUGUUUUUGUUGUACCUCAACUUUCUUAUUGAAAAUCCAUUUAUUUUACACCUCCAUUUUCUUAACCUUAUCCAUGUCCAGAAGUGUUGCUAGUCAUUAUUCAUUUUGCAUAAAUUCUGUGUCUCAUGGGAUUUAUUUCUGGGCAUUUCCUAAAGAUAUUCUUGUUCUUGUUAAAAGCGAUAACCUGAUUUUGUGUGUAAAUGUGUUGAUUUUGUGAGCACCACACACAAGGUUUUGAUUUCUGAUUUUUUUUCCCCCAAAUGUCUACAACUGGACCUUUGUAAAUAUCUCUACUGAGACACAUUGGCUGUAAAUAAGGAAAACAUUGAUGUUAUUUUUUUAUUUAAUGUUAGAAAAGUGUUGUUUGUUCAGCAUAGAUAUUAUAUUGAUAGCAUUAUUUACAAAAUAAGAAUUUUUGUUUUUAAAAAAAAAUAAAAACUCACUUUGUGAUUUCCUAAUUGACACUCAGUUUUUAAUGUCUUAUGUGUCCAUAUUUGUUCUUACUGUAGUAUUUAUUUUAUUUUUUCUUUCAAAUCCCUUGAUUCGGCAGCUUAGCAUUACAAAGAUGUGAUUUGGUCAAGAUUGUGAAAACAGAUUACAUUUAUUGCAAGACUAA